CAGAAACAUGGUGAUUUGUCUAUAAUGUUUUAAAUAUAAUAAUUGUUUCAGGGACAUAUAAUAAAUAUAUUAAAAGGCAUCAAAGUGAUCAGUAUAUUUCAUAGCAGUUGUCUACUUCAGUACAUGAAGGUUCACUUUUAUUUUCUUUCACUUCAUAAUCCUCAUUUUGAAUUACUUUAAUAUGCUGAACAUUAACUUUUUUGGUUGUGAUUUCAGACCUGAUGGAAGUGAAGGAGGAGAGUGAAGCACUGAGUGAAGUGGAGGAGGAUCGUCAUGACAAACCUGUAGAAAAACCUUUGAGUCGCUCAAAGACUAAAAAGACAUUUCUAAAGAAAAGAGACAAGAAAUCUACAACCUGCACUCAGUGUGGAAAGAGUUUCUCAACCAAACAAUAUCUUGAGAUUCACAUGAGAGUUCAUACAGGAGAGAAGCCGUUCACAUGUGAUCAAUGUGGGAAGAGUUUUACAUCAAAACAAAGUCUUGAGAUUCACAGUGCAGUUCAUACCGGAGAGAAGCUGUUCGAAUGUAAUGAAUGCGGCAAAACGUUUCGCUGGGCAUCAAACCUGAAGACACAUCUGAAAAUUCAUACAAAGGAGAAGCCAUAUUCAUGUUCUAUGUGUGGAAAAAGUUUUUCUCAGCUGCCAUAUUUAUAUCAACACGAGAAAAUACACACUAGGUGUGAGAGAGUACGAUGUGCUUUGAGUGUGAGAAGACUUUUACUACAGCAAACCAAUUAA
Molecule: messenger RNA, 737 nt
Organism: Megalobrama amblycephala (Wuchang bream)
Lineage: Eukaryota; Metazoa; Chordata; Actinopteri; Cypriniformes; Xenocyprididae
Product: gastrula zinc finger protein XlCGF49.1-like
Exons: 1
Coding region: 222-737 (171 amino acids)
Cellular component (GO): nucleus
Source: RefSeq, a predicted model, not a curated record